UGACAGUAGAAAAUCAAUAUCACCAGACUCGGAAAAUGGGGAAAACGCACCUUGUGGACAGCAAAUAUGACCUGGCCAAGUGUCAGAUGUACAACGAAAAGAAUUCGUUUGCAUUUUGGAUCGUGAUUAUCCUACUGUUUUCACUGGCUUUGGGAAAUCUAUGUCUUACCUUGACUAUUACGGGAAUACUAAAAAUUUACAAGGGUAUGGAGAACAUUGAGGUGGUUCAGAGCGAUGAAGCAGUUAAAUUUUUCGGAAAUGUCGAUUUUGACCGCAUAUACAAGCGUGAUGGAAAGCUCGAAGGUUUCCAUGAGGAACCGAUGGAGAUAACAGGCGAGGAUGGGUCCGUAUCCAUCAAUCUGGUUAAUCGGAAUGGCCAUUCACACAACAAGAUUCAUCUGUCCAAAAAUGGAAGCACCUUGAAGGGAAUCAACCACUUUGAGGUAAAGGACGCUGCAUCAGGGCGACCGGUCUUUUCGACGUCGCGACCGACUUAUAACAUGCCGCUGGGGGCCAUUAUGUUGCACACGAAUCAGGUGAACGCAGGCAGAAUUGCCUCGCCAAUCAAUGAUACGCUCAAGUUCCAGACGCGAAAUAAAUUCACUCUAAAAGGAACCGAAGGAACGCGAAUUGAGGCUAAGGAAAUGAUCUGGACGGCCGAUCAAAAUAUCUACCUCAAGUCGGAUAACGGAAGUGUGGUCAUUGUAGGAGGAAAUGGGAUAUUUAUCAACGUCAACAGUUUACCGAUCGUUCAAAGUGAGCAUGGACUGCGAACCGGAUACAAUCAGUUUAAACUGUGCGUGUGCUAUCCAACGGGGAAACUAUUUCGUGUUCCGAUACCAAAGACGCACAGCAUGAGAGUUAGCUGCGCUCAUUUCAACAGUUGGAAUGAUCCGUGUGCUUAAAGUGGCCAGGCGAAUGGAGAAAGUGGUCGAAUUUCUUUUUGAAUUCUAAAUGUGUAACAAGUAAAAAAAUUACAUUAUAGAAAACUUGCAUUCAGUUACUACCAAUUAGGAUAUCAGUAGAAUUGUUAUACACUAGCCAAGUAAUGUUUGUGUAUUUUUAUUUAACAGCAUUGAAGGGACCAAUGCUGUACGAUUCAACUACGAGUGAUUUCUAAACAAAAAGUAGGAAGUCCGUAUUGAGAUUGUAAUAUUUAAGCUUUGUUUUGUAGUUUACUUAUAUUUUGUUUCCUUAAAGCUCAAGUCUAAUGUGUGCUAGUCAAUUGCCGAGAAUAGCUCUCACAAUAAGAAACUUUAUUAGCGAAUAAUUUACCUAAUUCACAAUAUCCAUUCAUCUACACCGACUGCUGAUUAAAUUGCAGCGAGAUUUAAAGCAACAUAAAUUUCUUUUUGAAAAUGAUACCUGCAACUUUCUAAGUAAAUUAGUAAGUGUACGAUCUAGUUUUUAUAUAUACCCAACUAUUACGAUUUA
This is a messenger RNA of Topomyia yanbarensis, 1434 nucleotides long. RefSeq lists its product as uncharacterized. Gene Ontology annotation, biological process: muscle organ development. Gene Ontology annotation, cellular component: sarcolemma; sarcoglycan complex. NCBI's taxonomy places the organism in Eukaryota, Metazoa, Arthropoda, Insecta, Diptera, Culicidae. The record is from RefSeq and is a predicted model, not a curated record. The transcript has 3 exons. Bases 36 to 905 code for a protein of 289 amino acids.